AUGACUACCAUGACUACCAUGAAUACAGACUCCAACCAACCACGCCCGGGGAUCCCGGCCUUGUUCACGCAGCCGCCGCCCAUCCGCGACCCGCUCAUCACCGAGACAGUUGAUCUGCAGAACGCGACGGUGGAAAAAUGCUUACCAUUCCUGAAAGGCAUCCAUAGUUCUCAGAAGGAUUUCAACGACCAUGGUGUACCCGCUCUUCAACGUGAUCUCCACACUGGGUUCCUCUACGAUGCCCUCGAGGAUUAUCCUGAGGGGUUCGUCGCCAUGGACGCUAGCCGCCCGUGGAUUCUGUACUGGGCGUUGGCGGGACUCGCCAUGCUGAAAGAAGAGACGACUCGAUUUCGUGAACGUGUGAUCGCUACCCUUCGGCCGAUGCAGAACCCCACAGGUGGCUUUGGCGGCGGCCACGGCCAGACAUCCCAUAUAGCGGGAAGUUAUGCAGCUGUUCUGUCGCUGGCUAUGGUUGGAGGCGAGGUGGCCUUUGGAUUGGUGGAUCGACACGCGAUGUGGCAAUGGAUCGGCCGAUUAAAGCAGCCAGAUGGGGGAUUCCGUGUUUGUGAGGGCGGGGAGGAAGAUGUGCGUGGCGCAUACUGCGCUAUGACUCUCAUUUCGCUACUUGACCUGCCACUGACGCUUGCUCCGGGCUCUCAAGCGCGGGAGGCAGGAUUGGAGAGUCUGACGAGUGGUCUUCCUGAAUAUCUCUCACGAUGCCAAACCUUUGAAGGAGGUAUCUCCGGCAGCCCUGGGUCAGAGGCCCAUGGGGCAUACGCCUUUUGCGCUCUGGCAUGUCUGUCUAUCUUGGGACCCCCUGAGGAGAUCUUCAACAGACACAUGGACAUCCCCAUGUUAGUGUCAUGGUUGUCUGCACGCCAGUCCGCCCCAGAGGGUGGUCUUUCCGGACGAACAAAUAAGCUGGUAGAUGGAUGCUACAGCCAUUGGGUUGGUGGAUGCUGGCCAUUGCUUGAAUCUUCUCUGGAGGGAAAGCCGGAUAACACCGAGCCACCCACCAACAGUCUAUUCAGCCGCGAAGGUUUAAUCCGAUACAUCCUUGGAUGUUGUCAAGGGAACGAUGGUGGUCUUCGUGACAAACCGGGCAAGAUUGAGCGCGACUCAAAACCAUCAUUACCGGACAGACUCGAGUGUCACAAGCAACAACUUCUCAUCCUCAUUUUCCUGGAAAUCUUCACCGAACCGUGA
Penicillium expansum is the source of this 1206-nucleotide messenger RNA. Its product is annotated as CAAX farnesyltransferase subunit beta RAM1. Lineage: Eukaryota; Fungi; Ascomycota; Eurotiomycetes; Eurotiales; Aspergillaceae. Gene Ontology annotation, cellular component: protein farnesyltransferase complex. Gene Ontology annotation, biological process: protein farnesylation. Gene Ontology annotation, molecular function: protein farnesyltransferase activity. The record is from RefSeq and is a predicted model, not a curated record. The transcript has 7 exons. Bases 1 to 1206 code for a protein of 401 amino acids.